Messenger RNA from Budorcas taxicolor (takin), 2586 nucleotides. RefSeq names its product interleukin 12 receptor subunit beta 2 (gene IL12RB2). Lineage: Eukaryota; Metazoa; Chordata; Mammalia; Artiodactyla; Bovidae. Gene Ontology annotation, biological process: cytokine-mediated signaling pathway. The transcript has 15 exons. Gene Ontology annotation, molecular function: cytokine receptor activity; cytokine binding. The record is from RefSeq and is a predicted model, not a curated record. The coding region runs from base 1 to 2586 and encodes 861 amino acids. Gene Ontology annotation, cellular component: membrane; signaling receptor complex; external side of plasma membrane.
AUGGCACAUACAGUUAGCGGGUGUUCACUGGCACUUAUUUUUAUCAUCAUGUUGCUGUUAGUUAAGGCAAAAAUAGAUGUGUGCAAGAGAGGGGAUGUGACUGUGCAGCCUUCCCAUGUCGUUUCGUUAGGAUCAGCUGUCAACAUUUCCUGCUCUUUGAAGCCCAAACAAGGCUACUUGCCAUCCUCCAGUCUUAACAAGUUAAUCCUCUACAAGUUCGACAGAAGAAUUUGUGUUCAGCAUGGUCACUCCCUCAGUUUUCAAGUCACAGGUCUUCCCCUGGGCACAACCCUGUUCGUCUGCAAGCUGGCCUACAGAAGCCGUAAGGAGAUUCGAAUAUGUGGGGCAGAGAUCUCCGUCGGUGUUGUUCCAGAACAGCCUCGAAACUUAUCUUGUAUACAGAAGGGAGAACGUGGAACUGUGACCUGUACCUGGGACAGAGGACGAGACACCCACCUGUAUACUGCAUACACUUUACAGUUAAAUGGACCAAAAAAUUUAACUUGGCAAAAGCAAUGUAAUGAUCACUAUUGUGAUCAUUUGGACCUUGGAAUCAACCUAACCCCUGAAUCACUUGAAUCUAGUUACACAGUCAAAGUUACUGCUAUCAAUAGUCUUGGGAGUGCUUCUUCAUUUCCAUCCUCAUUCACAUUGUUGGACAUAGUGAGGCCUCUUCCUCCGUGGGACAUCAGAAUCAAAUUUGUAAAUGCUUCCGUGAACAGGUGUACCCUUCUGUGGAGAGAUGAGGGACUGGUGCUGCUCAAUCAACUCAGAUAUCGGCCCAUUAACAGCAGAUCCUGGAAUAUGGUUAAUGCCACAAAUGCCAAAGGAAGAUAUGACUUGCUGGAUCUGAAACCCUUUACAGAAUACGAAUUUCAGAUUUCCUCUAAGCUACAUCUUUAUAAAGGUAGUUGGAGUGAUUGGAGUGAAUCUUUGCGAAUACAAACACCAGAAGAAGAGCCUAUUGGGAUGUUAGAUGUCUGGUACAUGAGACAGCACAUUGACCACAAUAGACAACAGAUUUCUCUUUUCUGGAAGAAUCUGAGUCUAUCGGAAGCAAGAGGAAAAAUCCUCCACUAUCAAGUGAACUUGCAGGAGGUGGCAGGAGGGGAAAUCACACUACAGAACAUCACAGAAGACACCUCCUGGACCUGGGUCAUUCCCAGAACUGGGACCUGGGCUGUGGCUGUGUCUGCAGCUAACUCGAAAGGCAGUUCCCUGCCCACUCGCAUUAACAUAACGGAUCUGUGUGGGGCAGAGUUGCUGGCUCCUCAACAGGUCUUUGCAAAGUCAGAGGGCAUGGACAAGCUCAUGGUGAUGUGGACACCUCCAGAGAAAGCUGCUGCUGCUGUGCAGGAAUACGUGGUGGAGUGGAGGGAGCUCCACCCAGGGGGUGGUAUGCAGCCCCCUCUUGGCUGGUUGUGGAGUCCCCCCUACAGACUGUCUGCUCUGAUUUCAGAAAACAUAAAACCCUACAUCUGUUAUGAAAUCCGCGUGCAUGCACUUGCAGGGGACCAGGGAGGGUGCAACUCCACCUGGGGUAACUCCCAGCACAAAGCACCACUGAGUGGCCCCCACAUUAAUGCCAUCUCAGAGGAAAAAGGGAGCGUUUUAAUUUCAUGGGAUGAAAUUCCAGCCCGGGAGCAAAUGGGCUGCAUCCUCCACUACAGGAUAUAUUGGAAGGAACGGGACUCCAACUCCCAGCCUCAGUUUUGUGAAAUUCCCUAUAGGCUCUCCCCAAAUUCACAUCCCAUAGACAGCCUGCAGCCCAGAGUGACAUAUGUUCUGUGGAUGACAGCUCUGACAGCUGCUGGUGAAAGCCCCCAAGGAAAUGAAAGAGAAUUUUGUCUGCAAGGUAAAGCCAAUUGGAGCGCAUUUGUGGCACCAAGUAUCUUCAUGGCUGUCAUCAUGGUGGGCAUUCUCUCAAUGCGUUGCUUCCGACAAAAGGUAUUUGUUCUCCUUUUGGCCCUCAGACCUCAGUGGUGUAGCAAAGAAAUUCCAGAUCCAGCAAAUAGCACUUGGGCCAAGAAAUAUCCUAUCGUGGAGGAAAAGACACAGCUGGCCUUGGAUAGGCUCCUGACAGACUGGGCCACUCCUGAAGAACCUGAGCCCCUGGUUAUCAACGAAGUCCUUUGUCGAGUGACACCAGUCUUCAGCCUUCCCCAUCACCCCAGCUGGUCAGAAAAGGGACAAGGAGUCCAAGGUCACUAUACCUCUGAGGAAGACACAGGGUACAGUGCCUCGAGCCCACCACCUCCAAGGGCUCUCACAGCAGAGAUAGGACAAGGCGUGGACCUAUACAAGGUUCUAGGGAGCAAGGGCCCUGACUCAAAGCCGGGAAACCCAGCCAGCCCCUUGACCAUCCUCCCAGUGGACUACCUUCCUACCCAUGAGGGCUACUUACCCUCCAACAUGAAUUAUCUCCCUUCACAUGAGGCUCCCAUAACUGAUCCUCUGGAAGAACUGCCUCAGCACAUCUCUCUUUCCAUUUUCCCCUCAAGUUCCCUUCGCCCACUUACCUUCUCCUGUGGUGAGAAGUUGACUCUGGACCAGUUAAAGAUGGGGUGUGGCUCCCUCAUGCUCUGA